AUGGGUAAGGACUGCUGUGAAAUAAUGAACGGCGGUGGGAGUUUUCGAGGAGUAAUUUCAAGAAACCAUACAAUACGUAAAGAAACAGCCAGUCACGGUUGUAAAGUUGUUGGCAAGAUGUCUACAGUUAAGCAGUUGUUUCAAGUGUUCCUGGUACUGAAUCUGUGCCUCACAUAUGCGGGUGGAUGGGGAAUUAUAUCUGGGACAUGUGUAGCAAGCUGUGCUGCUGUCGCUGGUAUAGGCGGAGUAACUGGAACAGCUUUACUGGCGUAUCUUGGAUUUACGGCUUCUGGCAUAGCAGCAGGUAGUUGGGCUGCAGGUUGGAUGGCUGGAUAUGCCGGGGCUGUUCCUGCAGGUGGCUGGUUUGCCGCCCUUCAGUCGGCAGGUGCCAUUGGCAGCGUAUCUGGUGCUGCUACAACAAUCUGGGGGACUUGUUCUGGCAUCUGUGCAGCUAUUGGACUGGUGCCUGGAGUCUAA
Owenia fusiformis is the source of this 477-nucleotide messenger RNA. The record is from the annotation of a GenBank genome assembly. Lineage: Eukaryota; Metazoa; Annelida; Polychaeta; Sabellida; Oweniidae.